Molecule: messenger RNA, 1619 nt
Organism: Symbiodinium necroappetens
Lineage: Eukaryota; Dinophyceae; Suessiales; Symbiodiniaceae
Source: the annotation of a GenBank genome assembly
GUUAUAGGAGCGCCGCACGCCGAUCACGCCCGCCGAUCGCGGGGCCGCCCGGGGGCGUUAUGCGGACGCGUUAUACGGGCGGCAGAGCCGAGGGAGAAGCCAUGAGCGAGCAGAGCGCCUACACCCGUCUCGAGACCCGCUUCGCGCGCCUGGGCGCGCUGCACGAGGCCAUGGCCGUGCUGCACUGGGACAGCGCGGCGAUGAUGCCGUCCGGCGGGGCCGACGCGCGCGGCGAGCAGCUCGCCCAGCUCAGCCUGAUGGCGCACGAGCUGGUGAGCGACCCGGCGGUGGCCGACUGGCUGGCCGCGGCGGAGGGCGAGGCCGAGGCGCUCGACGACUGGCGCCGGGCCAACCUGCGCGAGAUGCGCCGGGCCCACAGCCAUGCCACCGCCCUCUCGCCGCGCCUGGUCGAGGCGCUGCGCCGGGCCUGCCAUGCCUGCGAGGGGAUCUGGCGCGAGGCGCGGCCGGACAACGACUUCGCGCGGGUCAAGCCGGCCCUGGCGGAGGUGCUGGCGCUGACCCGCGAGGCCGGACAGGCCAAGGCCGAGGCGCUGGGCAAGUCGCUCUACGACGCGCUGCUCGACCAGUACGAGCCGGACGGCUCCUCGGCCGCCAUCGGGCGUCUGUUCGACGAACUGGCCGAGCGCCUGCCGGUGCUGCUGAGCGACGUGCUGGAGCGCCAGGCGCGCGCGCCGGCGCCGGUGCUGCCGGCCGGUCCCUUCCCGGCGGCGCAGCAGGCCGAGCUGGCGCGCCAGCUCAUGCAGGCGGUGGGUUUCGACUUCCGCCACGGCCGGCUCGACACCUCGGCGCAUCCCUUCACCGGCGGCGUGCCCGACGACGUGCGCCUGACCACCCGCUGGGACGAGGCGGACUUCAUGACCGGGCUGCUCGGCGUGCUGCAUGAGACCGGCCACGCGCUCUACGAGCGCGGCCUGCCGCGCGCCUGGCACCGUCAGCCGGUCGGCGAGGCGCGCGGCAUGGCGAUCCACGAGAGCCAGUCGCUGCUGAUCGAGAUGCAGGCCUGCCGCUCGCGCGCCUUCGUCGACUACCUGGCGCCGCUGGCCCGCACGGCCUUCGCCGGCUCCGGCCCGGAGUGGGAGGCCGACAACCUCUACCGCCUCUACACCCGCGUGCAGCCGGGCUUCAUCCGGGUGGACGCCGACGAGGUGACCUACCCGGCCCACGUGAUCCUGCGCUUCCGCCUGGAGAAGGCGCUGCUGGAGGAGCGCAUGACGCUCGGCGACCUGCCGGGCGCCUGGGCCGACCAGCUCCAGGCCCUGCUCGGCAUCACGCCGCCGGACGACCGCCGCGGCUGCCUGCAGGACAUCCACUGGUACGACGGCGCCUGGGGCUACUUCCCGACCUACACCCUGGGGGCGAUGGCGGCCGCGCAGCUCUUCGACGCGGCCUGUCGGGCGCAUCCGGAGAUUCCCGCGCAGCUCGGGCGCGGCGACUUCGCCACGCUGCUCGCCUGGCUGCGCCGCCACGUGCACGGACAGGCCGCGCGCUACUCCACUGAGGAGCUGCUGGUGCGCGCCACCGGCCGGGCGCUCGAUCCCGAGAUCUUCGAGGCGCACCUGCGCCGGCGCUACCUGGGGGCGGACGAGAGCAGGUUGUGA